Messenger RNA from Rubroshorea leprosula, 1486 nucleotides. Lineage: Eukaryota; Viridiplantae; Streptophyta; Magnoliopsida; Malvales; Dipterocarpaceae. The record is from the annotation of a GenBank genome assembly.
AGCCUUCAAAUCAUAUAACAGAUUUCAAGUUCAGUUGGGUUUCUGCUGUUCGCUUUUUUUCCAAUCCAAGUUCCGGAGACAGAGACAGCAACCUCAGCUCAGAUUUACUGAAACCCAAUUGCUCUGUCAUAACAAUGGCAACAGACACCCAAGAUUUGCCGCAGGCAUCUGUGCAGAACAUUCUGGACCAGGAGUCCCUCAAGUGGGUGUUUGUUGGUGGCAAAGGAGGCGUCGGAAAAACUACAUGCAGUUCGAUUCUUUCGAUCCUCCUAUCUCGGGUCCGCCAAUCGGUUCUGAUCAUAUCAACCGAUCCUGCUCAUAACCUCAGCAAUGCCUUUCAGCAACGCUUCACAAAAACGCCUACUUUGGUUAAUGGGUUUACAAAUCUAUAUGCCAUGGAGGUGGAUCCUGCUGUUGAAAAUGAAGAAGUGGGUGGUACAGACGGAAUGGACAGUUUGUUUUCUGAGUUGGCAAAUGCAAUUCCUGGAAUUGAUGAGGCAAUGAGUUUUGCAGAGAUGCUGAAAUUGGUGCAAACAAUGGAUUAUUCAGUGAUAGUAUUCGACACUGCCCCAACCGGGCAUACACUUCGACUAUUGCAGUUUCCGGCAACCUUGGAGAAGGGACUUGCAAAAGUGAUGUCAUUGAGAAAUAGAUUUGGUGGCAUAAUGAGCCAGAUGACUCGUCUCUUUGGUAUUGAUGAUGAAUUUGCAGAGGAUGCAAUUUUGGGCAGGCUAGAAGGCAUGAAAGAUGUGAUUGAACAAGUGAAUAAGCAGUUCAAAGACCCAGACUUGACAACAUUUGUCUGUGUUUGCAUACCGGAGUUCCUCUCUCUCUAUGAAACAGAAAGGCUGGUGCAGGAACUAACCAAGUUUGAGAUAGACACACACAAUAUUAUAAUUAACCAAGUACUUUUUGAUGAAGAAGAUGUUGAUUCCAAAUUGCUAAGAGCAAGAAUGCGGAUGCAACAAAAGUACAUUGAUCAGUAUUACAUGCUGUAUGAUGACUUCCACAUCACUAAACUGCCACUACUGCCUGAAGAGGUUACUGGAGUUGAGGCUCUGAAGGCAUUUUCGCAGCAUUUUCUCACACCGUAUCAACCUCCCGUUGGUAACUAUACAGUGGAAGAACUAGAGCAGAAAGUAUCUAUGCUAGGGCAACGGUUGCAAGAUGCUGAGGCUGAGCUAGACAGACUCCGUAAAGGAAAACAAAAGGCCUGAUCAUGCAACAUUGCUACCACUGCUCAUUUUUUCCCUUGACCAUUUUUUCCAAGUUUAGCACAUAAGGAGUUUUUCUAUUUUGUUGUUGGAUGAUGUUUCUUAGCAUAAUUUAUUUGACAGUUAUUUUAUGUAACUUUUUAGCAAUGACAUGCAUUCUUCCCCUUUGGCACUGAUUCUGAAAGAUGUCUGUUUUCCUUCAGUCUCCAUUUUCCCUGGUGCCUAGGGGAAACUUCUGACUUGUUUUGUACUAAUAACUUCUAUAUAUUGAA